CGAACUUACCCUUCCACUGAAACAUCAGUCUCAGAAGGACUCAGUGAAUAUGUAGAUAAAUAUACAUAUGUCCCCGGCGUGGGUUUGAUUUGCACCUCCAUCGCCAUGUCAACCUCCAACGACAACACAGCCCUCGCCCGACCCGGACCCGCCGAAGGACUGGAAGCGGGCCAUCUCACAUGCAUCUGCUGCUUCAAACGUCUUUGGCACGAGGCCCAGCGUGUUUGGAUGAAUGGGAUCGGGGACAAGAUCUGGCCCUGCCAGCUCCCAGCGUCAGGGUCCCGUGGGCGGAAAUGCUGGUGGUGUGCCGCUGGACGGCACACAUGUGAGCCCUUUCCGACGAAGGAGUUGCGAUCUCUGGCCCGCGCCCUUGACGAUGCUAUUAUGCGUUCCCGGGCUGAGCCCUCGUUCCGGCAUGAUAAUGAGGUUAUGGAUCGUCUUGAGGAUCUUCAUUAUGCGUUUCGCAAGUAUCAUCGUGCCCAGCGGAAUGCUGCUGAUGAUUACGAGGUCAUCGAGGAGGCCGAGUUCUCUAGCAGCGAAUUCUUUUUGUCCGUCGCCUGAUAAUCUGUAUAUUUUUGGGUUUCCAUGGCUUUGGGGAUCGUGCUUUGUCGAUGCUUCAUAGAAACGCACUUUCUUUGCCAUGCCUAUCAUGCUUCUUCUUUUGGCAUUCAGCGUAUUGGCGUUCAUAUGUGGAAAUUGAUAACGAACAACAAAAAUAAAUGAAAACUAAAUCAGCAAUGCAGAUCCUCU
Monascus purpureus is the source of this 750-nucleotide messenger RNA. NCBI's taxonomy places the organism in Eukaryota, Fungi, Ascomycota, Eurotiomycetes, Eurotiales, Aspergillaceae. The record is from the annotation of a GenBank genome assembly.